CUCUCUUAUGGCGUUUGUUGUUAAAACGCUGGUUUUGCGAUUCACUGAGUGGUUUCGUUUGUUAAGGCGAAGUCUAACAGUGUUAGACAAACUGUCAAAAUUUAAGAAAAUCUAAGCAAGUAAUUAAAGAUAUUAUUUAAUUAAAUUACUUCAAUUAAAGUCUUGUGAUUUUAAAUAGCACGAGAUUUGUUUCCAAAACAAAGUCGAAAGAACAAUGUGGGAAUACAACAGAUAAGAUAAUGCAAGCAACUUGUAAAAAAAAUUGUCGGAUAUGCAGAAAAACGUUUUACUUAUUUCAAUAAUGAUAGUAAUGUUGACAACAAAAGCUAGCAGCAUUCACAAACCUUUGGAAAGAAGCAAUAAAAUUAACCAUUUAGCAAUCAAUUCCAAUAGCACCUUUAAAAAAGAAAACCACAAGUUUAAUUUACGCAAUAAAUACGUUAUUCACAUGAGUUUGUUACAUCGGGCUGCAGCCGAGUUAAAAAAUGUUCUUAAAAAAAAAACUUUGACUUCAGCAACAAAAUCUUUUAUUUUGCACAAGAUUUUUGAUUCUAAAGGUGAUCCAAGAAAAGACUUAUUAGCUAGAGAAAUAUUCCGAGAGGCGAUGACACCCUCUUAUCCAACAAACGGUGUUACAGGAGAUUUAGGCGCAGAGCUGCUUAAGUUAUCUGUGUACUCUAAAAAUAAUUUUAUUUCAAAUAAAGCCUCUAAAAAAUCUUUUAGGAGUUUCAGAAACCUUACACGGGUAAACUCUAAUUCAUUCGCUAAAAUAGACCCUUAUGUUGUUCCUUAUGUUGUUUCUCAUUUAAGCAGGCGAAAGAUUGAACAGCAAAUCAGACAUAAACUUAAAGAAGUUUUGCGUAAACAACACACUUCACCUGGGUUACAAAAAAAAUUAUCAGGGUUAUUAAAAAACAAUAGAACUUUGCUAAAAUCAAAAAAAGGCAUAGAGUUUUAUGAAAUAAAAAAUACUCCAAUGAGAAAGAUUCACAAACCAAAAUAUUUAACUAAUAAAAAAAUCUCCAAUUCGGGUAUAGCAAUCAAAACUAGUAACAAAGAUAAAAACCAAAAAACAAUAAUAUCUGUUAAGUCAAAUAAACUGGAAAAUAAUUCAAAAAUAAUAGAUAAGCAACGUCACUUAGAUAAACAACGUCAGCGUAAAGAUUUUGUCAUUGAACUUGACGACGACAAUGAUGAACAAAGGGAUUUCGAUCCAAUAUUAUCGCUUAUUGAGAGGUACGCAGAAUCACAUAACCAUGAUUUUUCUGUUGUUGAUGAAGAUGAAAAUAACGAUGAACUAAAAGAUAUUGAAGAUGGGUUUGUCACUGCAAAACGCCGUAAAUUUGGUGAAAACUUGUUCUUUAACUCAUUUAACGAACAAGAAAAAGACGAAGAAGAAGAAGAAAUGCUUAAUAAUAGGUUUAAUAAUUUGAUUGGCCCUAGUGACCAGAUUGCAGGAGAUCAGUUUUAUUCUAACCGUGAGUUAGGUAUGUUAAAUGACGAAGAAGCUACAGAAUACGAAAACCCACCAAUUUAUGAUGAUAUAACUGACUCAGAUGUUGCUUUUGAAAAAAGUGAAGAAGAAAAAAGAAGAAGAAGCAGAGUAUAGUUUUUCAAAGCAAAAAUCAAAACAAAAUAAUUAUUAUGAAUACAUUCAGGGUUAUACUGUCAUAUUGUCUCUUUCAGAUGCUAUUGUCAAUGUUUUGGCCCUCAAUGUUUUCCGAUUAUUGCUUGUGAGAUUUUUUUUUUUAAUAUGAUUUACGUAUUUA
This is a messenger RNA of Hydra vulgaris (swiftwater hydra), 1769 nucleotides long. RefSeq lists its product as uncharacterized. Lineage: Eukaryota; Metazoa; Cnidaria; Hydrozoa; Anthoathecata; Hydridae. The record is from RefSeq and is a predicted model, not a curated record.